GGAAAAUCCACAGAAAUCAAUUGGACUAUAUAAAGACUGAGCCAGCUUCAUCAAAUCAAACAGUUUCAUUGGAAUAAUCGAUAAGUUAAAAUUAAAAACUAUUAUACCAAUCAAAAUGUAUUCUAAAUUGUUAAUUAGUGUAUUUCUUUUGACAUUCGGUAUUAUUUAUAUCAAAGCCGACGGACAUGCACACUCAUUUCAACACAAUCAUGGUCCAGUGAUUGGUGACCAUCAAGAAGUGACGUGGACUGAUAAACAUGGUCAUCAUCAUCAUGAUUACGUAGCACAUCCUCAUUAUGAAUAUGCUUACGGAGUUAAAGAUGAUCAUACUGGUGAUUAUCAUGGUCAAAAAGAACAUCGAGAUGGCGAUGAAGUUCAUGGAGAAUACACCAUCAAAGAGCCUGGCGGUAAUUUCAGAACUGUCAAGUACCACGCAGGCAAAGACGGUUUUCAUGCUCAUGUUCACAACAGCAAUGGAAAUGACCACAGUGGAGACGGCCAUCGCUAACAAUUAAUUUUAUACUACGAUACAUUACUUUGAUUCAAAUAAAUUUUUUUUUUUAUUUGGA
Molecule: messenger RNA, 569 nt
Organism: Chelonus insularis
Lineage: Eukaryota; Metazoa; Arthropoda; Insecta; Hymenoptera; Braconidae
Product: cuticle protein 7-like
Exons: 3
Coding region: 116-508 (130 amino acids)
Cellular component (GO): extracellular matrix
Source: RefSeq, a predicted model, not a curated record